Cuscuta campestris is the source of this 2330-nucleotide messenger RNA. The record is from the annotation of a GenBank genome assembly. Lineage: Eukaryota; Viridiplantae; Streptophyta; Magnoliopsida; Solanales; Convolvulaceae.
UUAUUAUUAUAGCUGUUUUUUUAAUUAAAUUUAUCUGGCUGGUGUCAUUGUUCAAUGAUAAGGAGAGGACUUCUGAUCUUCUUGGGGGAUAUAUCAGCUUUGUCACCACAUGGGAAAUCUUCUGUUUUGAGCCAGUUGGUUUCUUAAUAUAUUUUUAAAAAUUGUUUCUUUCUUUCUCUCUUGUGCUCUGUCAAUCACUCUCUUUGGCUUUCCCCCAAUUUCUGGAAAGUCCACCACAACUCAAGAUUCUUUUUUUUUUGCCAGGUUUCCUUGCAUGUUGGGGGCAACCAUGAACAGAUUUGGUUUAAUUUCUUUCAUGGGAGUUUUAUUUUGUUGACUAUUAUCAGUUGAGAUUAUUACUCAAGUUGAAACUGAAGAAUUUAUAGAUUUUGGUGGAGAAAAAGAUAUGGCUACUUAUUUCCCGGGGUUGACCGACCAGAGAGAAGAUCUUCAAAUGUCGUUAUUGCCAAACGAGAAGCAUCAAAAUUCGUACGAAUCGCCCGGUUUUCAAAACAACUUGAUGUAUUUGAACCAUCCUUCCACUAUAGCUUCGUACCCGGAUUUACCCUCCUUGUCUGCUUAUUCUGCAAAGCCUUUCAAUGAUCAAAGUGUGGAACAGAAUCUUCAGUAUCAGGGGUUAUCACUUAGUUUGGCAAUGCAAGUUCCAUCUUCUGUUCAAAUCCCACCGUACCAUGACCAGUAUACAAACCCCGGAUUCUCUGCACUAAUGGCCACACAAAUGAUGGGUUCAGAGCAGGGAUCACACAAUGAUGAAACCAAGCGUGUUGAAUACGUGUCGUUUGGGUUAGAGGGAGACAACCUGGAGAGGCCAAUGAGUCUUAGAGAGAUGAAUUUUAGUCCACAUAUACAUGAUGUUUCAGGGAGCAUUUACAAUUCUAAGUAUCUUAAGGCCACGCAGGAGUUGCUUGAGGAAGUGGUUAGUGUCCAUAGAUCUCUCAGGAAACCAGACAAAAAUAGCGCGCAUUCGUUUGGCCAAGAUGAAGAUGCUGAUCUGAAAUCAUCCAGCUGCUCUGGGAAUGGGAUGUCUUCAGACGGUCACAAGUCAAGUGACACAUCAUGCGAACUAUCAGCUGCCCAACGACAUGAUCUUGAGAGCAAGAUCACAAAAUUGUUCUCCAUGUUGGAUGAGGUGGAUAAGAGGUACAAACAAUAUUACCAACAGAUGCAAGAUCUGGUAUCCUCCUUUGAAAUGAUUGUUGGGCUUGGUUCUGCCAAGCCAUACACAUCACUAGCCCUAAGAACAAUUUCUUGUCAGUUCCGUUGCCUGCGGGAUGCAAUCAAGAAGCAGAUUCAAGUUGCACGGCAGAGCUUAGGAGAGGGGCAAGGGGGUAGCAGUCAAGGAGAGAGAUUGUACCGCCUGCGUUACGUGGAUCAGAAGCUGAGGCAACAAAGGACACUUCAUCAGUUUGGUUUGGUGAUGAGACAGCCUUGGAGGCCUCAGAGAGGUUUACCAGAAAAUGCUGUUUCUGUGCUCCGUGCUUGGCUUUUCGAACAUUUCCUCCACCCGUACCCUAAAGACUCGGAAAAGAGCAUGUUGGCAAGGCAGACAGGGUUAACCAGAAGCCAGGUAGCAAACUGGUUCAUAAAUGCCAGAGUGCGACUAUGGAAGCCGAUGAUCGAAGACAUGUACAAGGAGGAGUUCGGCGACAAUGAUGAUGAGGAUGCAGCAGAAGGAAGAGACUUUUCCUCUAAUUCUUCUCCCAAAAGGACAAAAGGAACAGCAAAGGACAACCCAGCAUCCGACGGUGAAGGUAAUGGUGUCCAACAACACACAACAACCUUAUUCAACCAAACUGGCCAUGAAGGUAUUAUCCAACCAAACAACAUCCCCAUGUUUGGGGGCGGCAAUCAAGUGUCCCUCGCUCUUGGCUUGCAGCAAAACCAGAACGACGAUGACAGUAAAGCAGAUUACUACUACAUGGACCAACAAGAAAGGUUUGCCAACUCCCACAUAUUACCAGAUUUUGUUGUAUGAUAAUGAUAAUAGUCUGCUUGUGUGGAUCAAUUUUUUCCUUUAUUCCCUUCCCACCGGGAAUAGAAUAUACUUUCUAAGCAUGUAUAUAACAGCUAUAUAUGUCUAGAUAAUCCAUUUGUUGUGCAAUACACAGUAAAUAACGUCGGUGGAAGGCUAGGCUAGUUUUUUCAAGCGAAAUUCGCAUAUUUUUUUUGCCAGUGAAAAAAAUACUGUAAUAAUGUAUAAAGUUUGCACAUUCUUGAGACAAAGAUUGCUCUUUUCAUCAAUGGUGGUACAGUGAGUCAAUUCUUUCUGUAUUACUACUAUUGUUACAAACUUCAACUUGGAAAUGGGU